Messenger RNA from Bombina bombina (fire-bellied toad), 1254 nucleotides. RefSeq names its product olfactory receptor 1G1-like. Lineage: Eukaryota; Metazoa; Chordata; Amphibia; Anura; Bombinatoridae. Gene Ontology annotation, cellular component: membrane. Bases 1 to 1254 code for a protein of 417 amino acids. Gene Ontology annotation, biological process: G protein-coupled receptor signaling pathway. The transcript has 2 exons. The record is from RefSeq and is a predicted model, not a curated record. Gene Ontology annotation, molecular function: G protein-coupled receptor activity; olfactory receptor activity.
AUGCAGAAGCAAAGGAAUUUUAUAUUGGCUAUUAAGCUAGGGAAUGACAGAGUAAAUACGACCAAGGAAAUCAAACAGUUAAUGUUUAAAUACUUUGAAGAUCUCUAUACAACUUCUGCAGUGGACUUACAGCAAAAAAUGAAGUUUUGGGAUCAAUUAGAAAUCAGGAAACUUGAGGAAAAAGAUAGAGAUAUGCUAAAUGUACCAAUAUCGGAGGAAGAGGUAGCCCGGACUAUUACUCAGCUGAAAAGCAACAAGGCACCGGGACCUGAUAUGCUCCCGGCAGAAUUCUACAAAAUGCUAGGAAAUAUCCCAAGUGCAGCUGUAAAAAGCAACGCAUCACUAACAGAAUUCUUCCUGGUGUCAUUUUUUGCUACCACAAACAACCAAGCUGUAGUAUGUACUGGAGUUUUUAUCAUGUAUCUGCUGGCUGUGCUUGGUAACCUAAUGAUUAUUACAGUUGUGUGUCUGGUGUCUCAGCUUCACACACCAAUGUAUUUCUUCCUGUGCAAUCUGUCAGUUGACGACAUUGUAUACGUCUCUACGGUUUUACCCAAAGUACUGGUCACCACUGUCACUGGAAUUACCAGCAUUUCUAUCACAAGGUGUAUUGUACAGAUGUUUUUCUUUGCAUCAUGUGUUGCUGUAGAAUUUUUUUUAUUGGCGUUCAUGGCUUAUGAUCGUUAUGUGGCUAUAUGUAUUCCUCUGCAUUAUUUACUCAUCAUGAACAAAAUGGCAUGCAUUCUAUUAGCCAGUUCCUCCUGGUUCCUUGGAGCCAUUUUAUCAUUAAUUUUUACUUUGAUGGUGACUAACUUGACAUUCUGUGAUGUACAAGACAUUAACCAUUUCUUCUGUGAUCCCCAAACUGUGAUAAAGAUCUCUUGCAGUGACACAACAUACAUUAUACUGUAUACAAGUUUUGUUGGAAUACUAGUGGGAUGUUGUCCUUUUAUACUCAUUAUAACCUCCUAUAUGUACAUCAUAUCGACCAUUCUGAAGAUUCAGACCUCAGGAGGAAGAAGUAAGGUGUUUUCCAGCUGUUCCUCACAUCUCAUGGUUGUAAUUUUAUAUUAUGGGACCUCUCUAAGUAUGACCAUGAAACCAAAGUCUGAAAAUUCACAGAAACUAGAUAUAAUUCUCUCCUUACUGUACAUUGCUGUGGUUCCAGUGUUAAAUCCACUAGUCUAUAGCUUAAGAAAUAGAGAGGUUAUGAAAGCCAUGCAAAAAUACUUCACAAAACUCAUUACAUUUUAG